Molecule: messenger RNA, 949 nt
Organism: Ostrea edulis (European flat oyster)
Lineage: Eukaryota; Metazoa; Mollusca; Bivalvia; Ostreida; Ostreidae
Product: myc box-dependent-interacting protein 1-like
Exons: 8
Coding region: 277-900 (207 amino acids)
Source: RefSeq, a predicted model, not a curated record
GUCAUUACUGUUUAAGGAAGAAGGAAUAUUGAGUAUUGACAUAAAACAAUGUAAAUGUUACAGUUUACAUCAAUAAAAUAAUUCAAUAAUUGUUAAAUAUAAACAAAAAAGAGAGUCAGCACACAUCAGGCGUUACCGGAUAAUUGUUUCUCGUGGUAAAAGCUAAAGCAUCAUGAUGGACUUUUGAAAUCCGGUGAUUAUGACGUAAGUAUAUAUGACGUAACAGAGCAUAUAUAGAUUCCUAUCUGGAGGGAAAAGGUCUCAUUUCUAAAGACGAUGGAUAGAGAAAACAUUUCACCGGAAGAUAUGGUUGUAGAAUUCUACACUCAAGUGAAUGCAUUCCAAGUGUUGGCGAAGAAAAUGGACACCUAUUUGUCUAGCAUAUCGGCCAUGAAGAAAGGGAUGUCUGGGAUGACCAACGCCCUCUUACUGUUCUGUGAUUCCGAUUGGCCAGGGAUGGACCACUUUAAAACCCUCUUAAAGGAUAUGGACGAGUCGUGGGAUCUGCUACAGAAGGACGUUAGUAAACUCGGAGAUGGAUUUCAGGACUUUGCCGACAAAUUCUACGUCAUCCUAGAUUUACGGGUGAAAAUUGAGGAGGGAACACAAGCACUGCGUCACCACCGACGUGAGGCGGAAAAAAUGAAGAAGAAUAAGCAAAAAUCUCAAGCCGAAAAAGACGAGUUCGCCAAGAAAUACACGAAGAAGGAGGCGGAACUAAAAGAAAUGAAGGAGAGGCUGGAGAGGGAUGUGAAUGAGCUGCGCAGAACGCAGAGAAACUUCAUUGUGAACCAAUUCCGGAAUUUUUUUGAGGUCCAUGGCACUUUUUGUCUCGAAUUUCAAGAGAUGGAGGGAAAACUGCUCAACUCACUGGUGGGAUUUCUUCCGAAGACUAAGUAAAUAUGUAUUGCUUCCGGAAAUUGUCAAUAAAGUUUAUGCAGCAGUAAAA